GCAGCUCACACACACUCUUCCUGCUCACAUUUAAUUCAGAAACCAGCUCACAGCAAUUAAAGAUCUGAAGCACAAUGACAUCUCAGGUCUCAAAGACUGUCCUGCGACUGGAGGCUGAAGACAUCCGGGCACUAAAAGAUGGAAUUAAUUUUAAGAAAAACCAAGAGGAUGGCAAAUGUUACAUCAUUUACAAAGGCAAAGACAAAAUACGAGCGUGUGUGAACCAGUGCAAACACCAGGGAGGACUCUUCAUUAAAGACAUAGAAGACAUGGACGGCAGAACAGUGCGCUGCACCAAACACUACUGGAAACUGAACGUGGCCACAAUGGAGUAUGUCAACCCUCCAGACAGCUUCAUGCAAGACGAACUCGAGGCAGUGCUGUCAGAUACUGAUGGUAGUUUAGAGCUGGUGGAGUUGAAUCCUCCAGACCCCUGGACCGCAGAGCCCAGAGAAGCACAAGAGCUGCAUGCCGGAGAGAUUAUGCUGACGUACAUCACACACGCAUGUAUGGAGUUGAAAGGGGGGAACAAGCGGAUGAUGUUCGACCCGUGGCUCAUAGGACCAGCGUUUGCGAGGGGCUGGUGGCUCCUUCACGAACCUCCGUCUGAUGCCAUGGACAGACUCAGUCAGGCCGAUCUCAUUUACAUCAGCCACAUGCAUUCAGAUCACCUGAGCUACCCAACUUUGCAACGUCUUUCCAAGAAGCGUCCAGAUAUUCCCAUUUAUGUUGGAGACACUUCACGGCCGGUGUUUUGGUAUCUGGAGAAAAGUAGAGUGAAUUUAACAAACAUAAACGUGGUGCCGUUCGGCGUGUGGCAGAAUGUCAAUGAACACCUGCGAUUUAUGAUUCUGAUGGACGGAGUUCAUCCUGAGAUGGACACCUGCUUGAUCGUGGAGUAUAAAGGUAUUUUGCUGUACAUAAAGGAGACGAACAGCAAGAACAGCGCAGCAGAUCUGAAUGAAUCGAUAAGGAAGAGCUGUCCGAACAUCUUAACCUGGACUCCUGUACCCGGAUCAGUCCUGGAUUUGGCCCUGGCACUAAAUGACCCAUCCAACAGGAGAGUCAUCACUGAGCCGCCCAACGGCACAAAGAUCUAUAAGGACAGUUGGGACUUUGACUUGUAUUUGGAUGAACUGAAUGCUUCCGUUUCAGCUGAAAUCUUUAAAUACAAAAGCUGGAUCCAGUACUAUUAUAACUGGGCAGGAUUUAAAGACUACAAUCUGGUCAUUCGGGUCACUGAGACGGAUGAUGAUUUCAAGCCUCUGAAAGGAGGUUAUGACUAUCUGGUGGACUUUCUGGAUCUUUCUUUCCCAGCCGCGCGUCCGGAGAGAGAUCACGCGUAUGAGGAGAUCAAGAACCGAGUUAAUGUGAUGAGACACGUGGUUCUGAACGGCCGGCUGUGGGACGACCUGUACAUCGGCUUCAAUAACAGAAUGAGUCGAGAUCCUGAUGUUUACCACCACAAGUUCUGGAAUCACUUUCAGACAGAACUGCCUCUAUCAGCACCAGACUGGGAUCGUUUCCUUCAGAUUGCCUGUGAAACGGACGUGCCAAACGAGAGCAGUAAUGGCUGCGCUCUAUCUUAACACAAACACACACACAUCACAGUUAUCUGUGUCAUUUUUCUGGAUCACAGCGCUGUUUACGUGGUUUUGAGGGUCUGAGGGGUUUGAAUCUGAUGCUGCUCUAUCACUUCUGCUUAAUAACUGUAAGACAAAGACAAACACUACUUGAACAACCCCAGUGAGCACAGCUAGAGGCUAAUAUUUAUGAAGUUUCUCUGGAAUACUUGAUUCUGUGCUCA
This is a messenger RNA of Sinocyclocheilus anshuiensis, 1807 nucleotides long. RefSeq names its product cytidine monophosphate-N-acetylneuraminic acid hydroxylase-like. Lineage: Eukaryota; Metazoa; Chordata; Actinopteri; Cypriniformes; Cyprinidae. The record is from RefSeq and is a predicted model, not a curated record. Gene Ontology annotation, biological process: CMP-N-acetylneuraminate metabolic process. Gene Ontology annotation, molecular function: CMP-N-acetylneuraminate monooxygenase activity; 2 iron, 2 sulfur cluster binding. Gene Ontology annotation, cellular component: cytoplasm. The transcript has 13 exons. The coding region runs from base 75 to 1589 and encodes 504 amino acids.